Molecule: messenger RNA, 1320 nt
Organism: Suillus plorans
Lineage: Eukaryota; Fungi; Basidiomycota; Agaricomycetes; Boletales; Suillaceae
Product: Endonuclease/exonuclease/phosphatase
Exons: 5
Coding region: 1-1320 (439 amino acids)
Cellular component (GO): cytoplasm
Molecular function (GO): sphingomyelin phosphodiesterase activity
Source: RefSeq, a predicted model, not a curated record
AUGGCAGAACAAAUUCGAGUUGUUACUCUCAAUUGCUGGGGCUUGAAAUAUGUCUCUAAAGACCGGCACGAACGAGUUACCGCAAUAGCUAGUGCGCUCGGUCGCUCGGAUUACGAUAUCAUUGCACUCCAAGAAAUCUGGGUCGAGGCAGACUACAAUGAAAUUCGGCAAAGUGUCGUCUCUCGCUUGCCCUACACGAAGCUUUUUCAUAGCGGUGCUCUUGGUGCCGGACUUGCUAUCCUUACAAAAUGGCCCAUCAUUGCUACCAGCAUGACUCCAUACUCUCUUGUUGGCGAACCCGCAGACGCCUUCGGAGGAGACUGGUUUGUAGGCAAGGGCGUUGGGAGCGUAACGAUCAUGCAUCCGGUUCUUGGACCGGUCCAACUUUUGGUCACGCAUUUCUGUGCAAAGGGCGGGGAAUCAGGUCCUGAGUACAACAGAACAUACCGCCUCGUGAAUGCUUGGGAGUUUGCGAAAGUCACACGGCAAGCCGCUGAAUUAGGGCGAUAUGUGAUCGCCAUGGGUGAUUUCAAUAGCAUUCCAACAAGUCUCCCGGUGAAUAUCAUCCUGAACUAUGCCGGACUGGUUGACUCGUGGGCGACUUCACAUGCACACAUACCCCCGCCCUCUGGGAUGAUAUCUCCCAUAGAGGGUGUCGUCAACUAUGGCGUCACUGCUGACUCGCCUCUUAAUUCUUAUCGUGACUCAGAGCCCUCUGGCGACCCAAUUGUUCGCAAAUACCAAGGGAAACGCCUUGAUUAUAUCUUAUUCCGGCAUCCCAGCCCCAACGGGUCCAAUGACCACCUUCCCCGAUUAACCUGCCGAGAUAGUCAGGUUGUCUUCACCGAUUCCAUUCCCGGAAACUCGUGCUCCUAUUCUGAUCACUUUGGUGUCGAGGCGACCCUAGUCAUUAACAUGCAGGCGGAGGGUAAACAAGAUGAUAUGGCGUCGUUGAAGGAUACCUCAGCAGUGUGGUUCAACUCCCCCUCUGAACUCUCCUCGAAUGUCGUCACCGAGGUGACGAGCGCCUUCAACACAUCCUACAGGAUGUCGCAAGAUCGUUCUCGCAAGGAAUUGACUAUCUUUGCAACGAGCAUCUUGGCGCUGAUUGGUCUCAUUAUUGGAUCCGCAUGGGUUGUUGUUCCCUGGCUCAACCCAGUCUUUGUGCUUCUUGUCAUUUACUUAUCGUGGCUGGCUACGACAAACCUUUACGAAGGUUUCAUAUUCGGAAACUGGGAGAGGAAAGCUUUACAGAAUGUUAUAGAAGAGCUUGAGCUUUACAAGCAGAUCCUGGUAUCACAAGCACCACACGACUGGUAG